Messenger RNA from Amoebophrya sp. A25, 15794 nucleotides. The record is from the annotation of a GenBank genome assembly. NCBI's taxonomy places the organism in Eukaryota, Dinophyceae, Syndiniales, Amoebophryaceae.
AGUCAAGCGCUCCCGCGACUAUAGACGAGACCCGACAUGUUUUGAAGUUUUGUGAAAUCUACUUACGUAAAAUAUGAAUUACAAUGAUUCCUGGUUGUUCAGUUCAAUGAUAUCAAAAUUCAUAUUGGACUGGGUUCUACUUCUAGGUACGUUCUUCUGUUGCUUGGUUCUGAAAUUUGAAUUUUUUUUUGGUGCUGGUGUUCUGGUUCUGGAACUCCUGGAAUAAAUCUCCUGCAAGAAUUGAAUGACAAACUCGAUGUCUCUUGAUGAAUCAAAUUUACUUUCUCUUGUUCAAACGGUGACGGAUACCUUAAUGUUGAUCUACUCUACCAUGCGAGAGAUCUGUCACCACGACCACCACUGUGGCGUUUCGCUACAACAGAAUAGGUAUGGUUCACCAAGUUCAAGUAGUGGUCUUCGCUCCUGCGCAGUUUCCUCAUAAUAAGCUUUUACAACUUUACUUGCUUCUACUCCUCAAGUUGAAUAAAAGACAAUUUGAUUUCUACGUACUUGGGUGUCGCGCUACUUGAAAAUACGCCAGCAUCAACCUGUAACUGUACCUGGUGAUUCAUCUCCUUCAUCCCUUUUCCUUCCAUUAAAUCAUCGCAGCCAAAGGUGAAAUGAUUCAAUCGUCAAGAUUUGCAUCAUGUCGACCUAUUCUACGGGGAGAAGAUUUUGUUGUAAAAAAGAAGCAGAUUUUUAAGAAGAAUAUCAAAAACGUAUCAAAUUCAACAUGAAUGAAUGAAUUCAAAGUAUGAAGAACAACACGUUUCCUGCUAGCACUCAGCGAUUGCUUCUUUCUUUUCUGUAGUGCGCUUGGGACCGAAGCAACGAACAGUGAGCGUAGUACUAGUACGAUCUCCAACUACAACAUCAUCGAACUAGAACUACAUAAAAAACUUCUUUGCGUUUCACGACGACUGCCAGAUCGAUAUAACAUCUUCAUUCCUCUUGAAAAACGACAACCUCAACCGCUGGCGCCUGACACUGACUACAACCUUGCUCUUUCGUGAAGAACAAGCAGAAAAACAAAGCUUCACACAUACGCUUUUACCCGAAUCUUACACACAUACAGCAGUUGUAACACAAGGUCAUCAAUAAAAAGAUGUCAUCCUCGACUGCUUCCUCUACUUCCGGCACUUGUGCCCAUCAGAACAAGAUGGUUGCGCAGUUGUUGAACGAGAAGUUUCGGGUCUCCUCGUACGACGGAGGCGCUUUCAAGAGCAAAAGCGUUUACAACAUCAAGAAUGUUCUGUCUCCGACCCCAGAUGUUUUCCACUGCUCCAGCUCGGGGACGAAGUAUACUGCGGUGUUCCGCUGCUCGGACGCCGUGACGGUCUCAAAUGUGGUGAUAGAAGCAAACUUGAAGAAAUGCACCGAGCCGCUGAAGAGCAGUACUGCUUUUCUUUGCUCUAUAAUUUUGAGUUGCAGGAGCAUUGUGUUAGUCGUGUCGUAGAAAAUUUUGUACCUUGAUACAACAUCAUAUUGACUGGGGGUUUUAUGGCUUUAGCACAUGAUCUUCUGUCUCUGAAACUGAAUGUGUAAGUGAACUAAAUCUUGUGAUUCAAAGUUUCAACCUCAAACCACUCCAAACAGUCCUCGUGUGGGUCCUCGACGAGCAGCCGCAGGUCGAGAAGUACGCCAAGUAUGACAACGUGCCGAUAGACGACUUGAAAGCUUGCUACGGUAUGUCUGCCGCUGAGCGCAAGAACAACCGCGAUACUGUUCUAAAGGAGUUGAAUGCCAAACAGGCUUCUGCAUUGGGUUUGAGUAACAGUUCGAGUUCCGCCAAUCUUGCUGGUCCACCGCCACCCGCUCAAGGCUCUUCCACUGGAACAGCCUCGAAUAGCCUCUUAGCGACGAUUGCAGUGCCGAAAAUUGGGUUUAGUGCGCCACCGUUUGCAGGUGGACAAGAGACGACUCCUACAGGCGCAGCUUCUGGCAGCACAGGUGCUGCUCAACAGGAGGAGGCAUCUUCUUCUGCCAGUAACAAGAAAGAAGAAGAAACAGGAGAUGCAGCGCAAUCAGGCUCAGGGGCAUCAUCUAGCGCAGCUGCUGGAGGUGCAGAAGAGGAAGGCAAUGUCACGACUUCAAACCAUGGUGCAGAGGGAGGAGCUCCUGGCGAAUCGUCAGCCACCUCGUCCCUAGAAGCCCAAGCUGCUCCCUCAUCAAGUUCCAUCGAAGCAGCAGCUUCAACCGCAGCAGUUGUGGUCGAGGAAGAGCCAGCGCCGGCACUUGACGUUCGUGGUCCCUACUUUUUCCAGACUGACAAAGAGACCCGCGAAGCAGAGCUCGAACUUGCGCCUUGGGUGGAAGGAAAAUUCGUCAUGAUCAAAUUCCUAGACACGUGGGCGGAGGGGAGCAACGUUGACGUGUCUGUGGUUGGAAUUUUUGGCUUUUUUGGCAGACACAAGGAGAAGUCCUUUCCAACCGGCAAGGUUUGGAACCGCAGCUGCCGUAAGCACUUGGUGCAUCCCUGCACGAUGAACAGCAUGUACUCAAGCAACUCGUGGGUCUGCGACGGGCGAGACUUCCCAGGUGGCUGCCGCAGUGGGCAGACAGAUUUUAACCAGACCUCGCAGUACGUGGUAACGUUUCGAGCCUUGAAGACAGGUGUGGAUUUGUGCGAACGCUGUGCGCGGGACCCGCUUCUUGGCCAGAUCAGCGAAGACGUCGCCAAGAAGGAUGUCGAUGCCUUGCUCGCUGGCUGCAGCGACCGUGGAGACAUUGGCGCAAACGAUGUCGCGAUUGCCAAGCUCGCUGCUGUCCGCAUUCUCACUGGUGUGAAGCGCAAUUGGCGCUAUGUCUUGCCGUUUUACUUGCAAGCUGGCGUGCUCGAAGCUAUGCAGAGAGUGUUCACGAAAUUGGACGAUAUCACGAUGGCCUUGGAUGAGGGCAACUUCCGCAUCGUCGCUGCUUCCUCUGCAAGCAGUAAAUCUCGAUCUCGCGAGCAUGGCGCGGGAGCCGCCGACUCCAAUGGCAGCAGUGGGAACGGAGCGUCUUCCGGAGGUGGCGCGCCGAAGAGUUCUUCGAGUAAGCGACAACAGAGCUCGAUCGAGUCUCAGAAGCGAAUCUUGCGGCAAACCCUGCACAGCCUGCUGGUCGAGUUGUCCCACAUGGUCUACUUCGGAUUCCGUGGCGACUUGCACCCUGGUGACGCCGUGUUUUUUAACAAGAAUACGUCUGCAACUGAGCAGACUGGUAGAGAAAACACUGGUUCCGGUCCUACCUCGAAGGCACUAGAGGAUCAACCAAGUGGUGCUGCUAAGGGCGACAACGAAAGAUCUGCAGCAAAUGAACCAUCGAGCGGUAAAUCUAUGAUUGCAUCUUUCUGGGGUGCUUCUUCACCCAAGAAUGCAACAGCGACAACGGAUUCCACUACCACUUCUGCGGCAGAUGAAUCGAAGAAAAAUUGGGUCGAAGGUCGUUUCCUAGGUUUCACCGACAAUGGCGAAUUUGCGAUCAUUCAAGCACCAGACGCUGUGCCUCCUCCGAAGUCGUCUACUGGUACUUCUACGUCGAAGAAAGAUGCAUCUACAGAUGAUCGUACCAAAGACAAAGAGUCUGGUUCGUCAAUAGCCUCUUCUAUUCGAGUGUGGCCUAUCUGGCGUCUAGGAAGUCCCGACAAAAAUGCCGGUGAAGAGGCCACUACGAACACUACGUGUGAUGCAUCUGCUGCAGCUGCAGGGAGCACAUCUGCUGGCGCCGCUGCGACUGGCGCCGCCGCUGGAUCUGCAUCGACUACUGGUUCUGGCGAAAAUAAGACUACUUCAACCUCAACGACAACCGGAGCGGCAGCUGGCUCUACUUCUACAACGACUACAGGUUCUUCAUCUACUAGUAUGGACCACAACACCACGUCAAUGACUAAAACUUCAUCCACUGCUAAGCCAUUUCCUCCGUUCGUGGGUGCUAAGCAGUUGGUGCGCAUUCACCCGUCGCAAGUGUGGAAGAAGAUAAACAUGGUUUCGCCGGUCCAGGAAAGCGGGCCUUACCCUACGCUUUACCUCGCAGAUGAACUCGCCAAAGGCUCUCGCUGUAGUCUAGAGAAAGUGAAGGAGUUGCUCCCUCAAGCAGACGUGAUGGCCGCAAAUGGACAAGGAUGCACAUUGUUGUUCCUGGCUGUCAUGUACCAGUGCGAUGUGGAAGUGUUGAAGUUACUGGUCAACGAAGGAGCCGCGGCUGUGGAGGUCUGUGGUUUGCAGGAAGGCAUUAGCCUGUUUCAGCUUGCGAGACAGAACUAUAGUACUUCUACUAAAAACAGCACGAGCACACAAGAACUUGAAGAGAUUCUGAAACUUUUGGAUUCUGAAGAACGAAAAAACAAUGGACAUGCCUUCAAGAUGCCGAAGCUUACGAAGACAAAUUUUGGAGAAGACGAAAUGCAGAUGACUAGUAGUACUAGUAGUACAAGAAAGGUGGUGGAUAAGGACAUCAACGAAAAUGACGAGGAGAUGGAAACUUUCUUGGCUAGUAGUUCCGAUAACGAGUCUGUGGUAUCGGAAGAUGCUGGUGAACUCUCGGAAGAGUCCGAUGACUCGGUGAAUGCUAUGAGCAAGAUUUGGGCUGAAGGCGCAGAAGCUGGCAGAAACAACAAAGAUAUUAACAGUGGUGGCCAACGAGGUAGUAAGAAAAGACGUGCUGGUGCCAAUGCAGCACAAGACGGCGGCACUAAGAAGAGCAAAAAAGCUUGUGGUGCAGCGAAGAGCAAAGGCAUCGCGGGAACAACACCAGCUGGUAUUGGAGCAUCUUCUUCAAACAAGCAGAGUGGUGAUCUUCAAGAGUUCACUGAAGACAAGAAAAAUUCCUGGCAUAAGCUUUCCCUCGAGACCCUUCGCGCUAAAUUCGCAACUCGCGUUCUCCCGGUUAUCCACCAGGUCAUCCAGUCCUACCCGUUGAUUUCCGGUGCCCACGCGAGCAUCGCACUUCGCAGCCACGAAGGCAGUGGUGCAUCCAUGACGCAAACCUUGACCACGAGUGAGAAACUCGUCAACGCAGUCGAGUUCACUUGGGCAGGAAGCUACGGGCCACAAUUGACGGCAAGUAGCACACAGAUUCUUCACGGACCCGCGGAUCGCACCAAGUUGUUGUCCAUGCUGGACCAGUUGCCGGUUGAAGGUUUGUACGCUUUAGAACCACUACUCAAGUCCUCCGUAUUCUACGACGCGUUGAACUGUUCUCGCACUGCUUUUAGCGCUUUCACCAAGAUCAUCCAGUCCAUCGUGACUACGGACUCUCUGGAAAUCGCUUAUCAUGGUUGCAAAUUCCUCAACCUGAUUGCAAAUCACGCUAAUUUCGUCGAUGGAGGCAAGAUCACGUCCAAACGCCUUGCAGGAGCAUCUUCUGCUACGGAAUCUGUCAAAGUCGUUCCCUCCAACACGUUUGCCAAAUUGAUCCGCAGUCAUGGAGCCGCCAAGUGGGCAGAACGAAUCAUGGAGAAGUCAGCCACGAUCGCCUGGGCCGUCGCCAAAACAGCACCUCCACUGGUUUAUGCCUCGCAAGGAAACUCCUGCUCCUCAUGUUGUAGCUCCACUUCUAGUUCUGUUGCUGUGUCGACUACGACAGCUGAAACAGGAUUUGGUGGUGUGGACCUACGCACAGGUUGGAUCCCGCCCACUUUGCGUGAAGACACUCCAGGUUCCUCUUCUGUAGGAAGUAGCUCCAUGAGAGGGAGCUAUUCUGCAGCCUUGAUGGGUCUUGGAGGAGGGUACAUUUCCGAACCAUCUGCUCCAUCUGCAUCUUCGACGAUUCUCACUGAGCAAGAACAGACCAACGUCGCUUCCAUGUUGGGCUUUUACCGUCACGCAGAACCGAGUCGUCAACGCAAGUUCAACCUUCUGGUGGAGUUGAGACGCGAAGCUGAAAAAUUGACGAAGGUUUUGGCUGAGGCGGACAAGCCAGAUCUUGGUACUGCUACUGGUUCUGGAAUGGAAGUUGAUGCACGAGCUCUCGGCAAUAGUUUCUUAGGAUUGUCCAGCGUGGAUGUUAAGAUGUCUGGCGACAAUGCUUCGGAAGCGGACAAAGCCGCAACUGCUAUGGAGACGUCGACUAAUGCCGGAACAAGCGACACUGUUUCUGUUAGCACACUGGACGCUCUCAAGUCGGCAGCUGGAGGCAUUGGGACGCAAGCUCUGAGUAUUUGUGGCGCUGAGAAUGCUGGAACACCGCAGAUUGUCUCACCUUUUGCGAAGUUGAACUCAAUCGCAACAGCGAGUGCAGAGGAGAUCUUCGAUUGCUUUGUGGAAUUGCGGCAAUUGCUGCACGAUACACGCGCAAGACGGCUUGGUGAUGGAGCCAAGUCUUUUACCUCUUUCGAAUUGGCCUCAGUUUGCGCGAUCCCAGGUUCUUUGGUUGAAGUUUUGCAGCAAAAAACCGAGAAUAUGGCGAUCUUUCACGAGGCUUUCCGCAAUGUCGAAGACUUCAAGAGGCUAACGAGCUUUCUGCACGAAGUGAUCGAUCUUGGGGAGACGUUUCCAGUUUGGCGACACAAACCAGAUCGUGGCUUGCGUGCUCUGACGGAUAUGUCAAGCCUCCGUUUGGCACGUCUGCAAGCGCCUGUGGACCAAGAAGUGUUGAUGUCGAAAGACCAGUCUUCUGCCACAUCCCCAGACGCAACUGCAACGGGAACGACCAAGGACGCGACCUCGACUUCUGGGUCUACAUCCGGAGGUAGGGCCAGCACGUCUGGCAACCGAGCUCUCUCCGCACCGAGCUCUCCGAAGAGCGGCGUGCCUAAGCAGGCACCGCUUUCACCGUCGCGUGGUUCGGCAGCGGCUGCUUCACAAUUGUUGCCGGUCGAUCCAGAAAUUUUCUUGCCUGAUUCGCUUCGCACACAGGAUUUCUUUGUCACUGUCGAACCUCUGGUCACGAUCCAAGAAGUGUCGCACUACUUGCAACAAAUUUCGCCGAUUAAGGAUGAAAAAUACCUCGAAUACUGCUAUACCUUGGUCGGAUCUGUCAUUGUCACACGGGAUGUCGAAUACCUCGUGACGGACUUUUCUGUUUACACCGGUGAAAUCCAUCUUCCUGUGCAUACUUUGCAGCCAUUGAACGUCGAUAAACAGCCAGGCGCACUUCAAGCCGCGGCUUUACGUGCUGCCGUUGCGAAAUCGCCAGCUGCAGCUAGCCCGACCACUGCAGAAGCGGACAGCAAGAGCAACGAACCGGUCCAGAUGGUCCUCAAUCUGCGCCAAUACGAAGUGCUCAGCCUCCCUGAAAAAGCAGCUUUGGAAGCACCGGUCUGCAAGUUUUUGGCCAAGCUGAUGGCUUUGAAGGUGUCCAUGAGCACGCGCGACUUCAUCGAUGCGGCUAUGCAUUUGGUUGAAGGCUUCGAUGCAACGCAAUUGGCAGAAACUCGCUCUCUCCAACGGAAAGGAUCUUUUGGCAGUCUCCCGACAUCGCCGACGGACGCUGCAGUUUCAGCAUUGACUUCUGCAGCUUCAAAACUGGUUGCUUCUGUUGGGAGCGCUUCAUCUUCAGGAGGUAACAAAUUUGAACUGAACGCUUAUCAGGUUGGACUCAUGACGCAGUUGCAAGAUGCUAGUGGUUCGGUUUUUGCAACGUCAAAAAUGGAGAUUGAUCUUACAUCUAUUAAGGACGACGACGAGUCUGGCUCUAGGUCUACUUCCAAACAAGCGCUUGACAUGAGAGUUGGAGAACUUUCCGAGGAACAGCGCAGUGCUUUGAAGAAGAAGUUGAUCGAGGAACUGGAUUCCUGCCGUGUGUACUUGGAGCAACGACGCCCUGAUCGCGACCAGCUGAACACGUCGAGCCGGACCGGCAGCAAGCAGGUGGAUCCAUCGCAGCGUUGCCACACGGUCUUCAUCGUUCACACCGGUGGUGAUGAUGUGCCGUUCGACAUGAUCUGGGGAAUGUUGAAGGACGAUAUCACCACGGCUGUGCGCGAACUCUGUCCUCGUGGCAGCUUGCAAUCUGAGGAAACUCUGAAUGCAGGCAUCGCCAACAACAGCGGCAUGGGCCCUCUGGCCAAGUGCUUGACCUUAAAUGAAGCAGAACGACUCGCAAGUCGCGUUGGCAACUGUGUGCAAACGGCUGUCAACGUAGACUACGACGAGUUCGCGAAGAUCAAGAACAAAGAGGAAACCGCUUUAGCUGCGCAAGCUGCACUUAAGGCACCCAAGAGAUCAUCCUCUCCGCCAUCCUUGUCCUCUGUUCCAAGUAAGAAGAAAAGAAAAAAGACGAGGCAAGGAUGUGCUGCCCAAGGAUGCAAGUGCGAGAAGAGUUCUAAUGCACGUAUGCAAGCUGCCAGCGCCAAAGCUGGAGGUGCUUUCUCUGCAAACUCAGCACAUCUCUCGGCUGGUCUCCGUGUCCAGUUUGCCAGCAAACCUCUGCGAAGCAGUGGACCAGGCGCUACUUCCUCAUCUUCAGCGAAAAACAAGGACCCCUACGAUGACAAGGGUGUGAUUCUCUCCCGUUCCAACAACCUGAUGCAGAAAUCCACUGCCAGCACUGGACCUUCCAAUCCGGCAGGCCUUGCGGCUGGUGCCGGCUCCGGCGAAGUCUUGUUCGACAUCAUCAACGACGACGGUGUCGUGUUCGAGUGUUUGCCGAAGACUAGGCUGAAAGUGAGCAAGUCGGAUAUGGAGAAACUGAAUCGUGGUGCACCUGGAGGUGGUUCAACAACCUCGACUUCUGCUGGCGGCUCUAGUAUGAUGGAUUUGGGACCGAUCAUCCGUUUACGAGAACAACUAGGUCGUGCUGGCGCAGAGCGCGCGUUGUUCGGAGGUAGUGGAUCGGAUUUUGACCCGUUGGCAAUCAUGGCUGGGUUGUCCGGUGGCUCUUCCGGAGGUAAAGGUAGCAGUGGAGCCGGUCCAGGGUCCUCGGAACCCGAUAGCACUGGUGCAGGCAAAGGCAGCAUCUUCUCGAGCUUCAAAGGUUCCGGCAAAGGCUCUAGCUCCGGCAAAGGAUUCGACCACUACCAGUACCUGGGCUUCGGCAGCAAAGAUGGCAAGGAUGGCAGCAAGGGUGCAGGAAAAGGUCACUAUUUUGCGUUACCCGCUUCUAUGGCAGGCAAACUCUUCGGAUCAGCUGCUGCUAAGGGUGCCGAGGUCUACAUCAAGGGUGGCAGUGGAGGCGCUCAUCGUGUCAUUCAUUCGUCAAGCAAAGGGGGAAGCAGCUCAGGUCCACUUUCAAUUGCAGGCGUGCCUCCACCAAAUGCAGAUGAUUUUGAGGCGUUCUUGGCAUCGGCUGGCGCUUCUAGUGCAGCUGGAGCUGAGGGAGCAUCUUCAUCAAACCCUGCUGCAUCAGGAGGAGCAGCAGCCGCAGCCUCUGGUGAAAACAACAAAGACGAAUCUGCUGGUGUUAGCGCUCCUGCAGCUGGAGAGAGCGCUAGCGCAGCUGCAGCGCCGGAAGGCAGCUCAUCUGGAGGUGAUGCGGCAGCUCCAUCUGCUGAUGCAGCUGCUCCUGCAGCAGCAUCCUCCGCAGCACCGGCUGGGGAGGCCUCUUCCGCCGCAGCAGGUGAUAGCAGCAACAGUGGCGCUAAUGCUGAAUUAUCUGCUGCUCCAGCAGCGUUUGGACCCGAUGCAUCGGCCGCAGCGAACAACUCUUCUUCAGGAGGUGCUGGAAGUGCGAGUGCAGCAGCAGCAGGAGCUUCGGCCGCUGCAGCUGGCAACAACAGUUCCUCAGCGGCUGGUGUUGCAGCUCGCGACAUCUGGGCGGAUGGCGAUGACUCUGAGUUCAACGACGAACAUGAUGAAGAUGGCGAGCACGAUGACGACCCUUACAUGGACGACGACGGUGGUGGUUACUAUGGCGAAGGUAUAGAAGACGAAGACGUCUCUGAUGACGAGAAUGAUCACGCGUUGUUCGAGUCCAUUCUCAACAACAGUACGGGAAGAAGUGAAAGCGGAGCUGGAGGGUCUGGACAGGGUGCUUCUGGUGGUGCGGCAGAUCCUGGAGCAUCGAGUAGUGGAAACAGCAGAGAUUUGCUCCUAGAGCAGCUCAGGCGAAUGGAAGAGGCCUUCAGUGGCCUGCGAGGACGCGCAGCAGAGGCAGACGCAGCAGCAGAGAGUGCCAGAGAGGCCGUUGCGAGAGCAGAAGGAGCAAGCGCGGCUAGUCGGUACUGAUUCAAAAUUUUGAUGUGUGAUGUCGAUCCUAUUUGAGUGUGUAGUGAUGCCUCGUUAAUCAAAAUUGAUGAAUUCUCAUUUCUACUAAGCAGAGGCGGCUUUAGCCGAUCCUUAUAUAUCGUCAAGUUUGUUAUUGUUUAGCUGAAGUAUUCAACAUUGAUGAAUUCUCAUUUCUACUAAGCAGAUAGAAGAAGGUCACAUCUUGAUCUUCAUAGUCUCUCCCUCUUCUCUUGACAUCAAUUUAGUUUCCCCCUCUUCGGCAGCCUGGGGCGCAGCGGCGGCGGCCCGAGCCGAUCCUUAUCGUCAAGUUUGUUUUCGAUUCUUGGCGGUGACGCGCCUCCACAUUCAAGUGGCCGCUCUCAACUCCGACGUCUGCCCUUCCACGGCGAAGAACCAGGCGCGGCCGUGAUGGACCCGAGCUCCUACUAUUCGCAUAUCUACACUAGUGGACGCAGUACUUCGAGUACCAGAGAACCGCAAAAACGUGUUGGAGAACUGCCUUUGCGCGCUAGCUUGCCCGGUUUUACUCGUACGACUGAGGCAUCGGAUCCUCGCUCUACAUUGGAGCAUCCUGUAGCAGAGCGCGUCACUCAGCAAGAACUUUCUCAGGUUCUGCAGGAAGACGCCAAAGCUCUAGAGGAUGAGAGCAAGACUGCUCAGAGGACGCAGAAGAACACCUCUGGGAACAACGCCAUCGUCGACAGUGAACUACUAGCUGCUUUGGAUAGCGAGUUUCGAGAAGUGAGAGCCACCUUUUGCUUGUACGAACCUCCGGUGAGCGGUGCUCCAGGAACUACUGUCAAUUCUUCUCGUCCGAGUGCUACUACAUCUUCUGGCGGACCUGCGUCAACCAAUCAACACCAAUCUAGUACGAGCAACUCAGCCGCAACCGGAACCAUGCAUCGGUUCCCGCUUCGUUGGAACUUGUUCAAGGUCUUCCAACGUCUGUCCGAUUUGCAGCACUACGCUACGUUGUCCUCCGCUGGACGCGUUACUUCUGUUAAGGGUAAAGGAAAUGCAUCUCCAAAGUCAUCGGGAAGAUGAAAACAAGUAGAAGAAAAGAGCACUCAGAUGAUGAAUUUUACUGAGAUGCAUUUCCUAUACCUCUAAUUCUGGUAUUUCUCGCAAUGGCGACAGAGACAGUCACUUCCCGACCAAAGUGAAUGGUUUGAGACGUGUACCCUUGGACCAGUGGGCUUUGAAGUACCACAUUGAAGUCCAAACUCCGGAUCUGUCGGAUGUGCCACGGCUGUUCACCUCCAUGCUGGACGUCCGCGACCCUGCUGAGCGCAGGGAGAUGGCCCAAAAGCUUGUUGAGGACUUGGAAAACGAGGCUUUGUUGAACGAAAACCACCCAGCGAAGAAACGGCGACUCCGCAUGUGCCAAACCGAACAAGAACUGAUGGACGCAAGCUUGGCUGUGGGAUCCGUAGCGAGAGAGCUGUACGCCAAUGAGGCGAGCCUGUUUGGGCCCGAGAGGAAUCAUCCCUUUUUGCUUAGCACCUUCUGCGGAAACAGCGAAGGAGUGCUGGACUCCUUAGAACUGCUCAGCAUCCUCAAAACCAGCUACUUGAAAAGCUACUAUAAUCCGGGAGACUACCAAUUGCCAGCAGAGCUCGUCAACUAUGCAGCUACCACACCUGGUGGAACGCGAACGACCACCACUAGCUGCCGUACAGCCUCUACCUCUGCUGGUGGGCCGCGAGGAGGUGAAGAUCUCAUUUCUCGUCCUACGGGCUUCUCCGCAAACGAUAUGCGAGCGAAACUCGAUAAGCACCAUAACAACGCUAGGUUCUGGUUGAAUCCGAAACUGGAUAGGAAGUUGAGGUCACAGUUAGACGAUCCAUUAUCCGUGAUUACUGGCGCUUUGCCUUGGUGGGUGCACACGCUGGCAAGGAUUUGCCCGUUCUUGUUUAGCAUCAACACCAGGAAGCUGCUUUUGAAGUACACGGCAUUCGGACAGGCAUUUGCGAUCCACUGGAUCCAGGAGAAUAAGCUUGGUACUUGAUAUUCUUUUUCUUUUGCGAAUCUUGAUGUUGAUAGAUAUUUAUAACAUUCGUUCUUUUGGGUAAUACAUUGUAGCUUCAAGAACUGACACGGCUGAUUUAUUUCCAAGACGAAAGCUUUUGCUUUUCUUUUUUCCACAGCAUGAGGAUUGAAAAAUUCUUACUUAAGAUCUACCCACGACUCAUAGAAGCAACUACUACAAGAACUCUUAACUCUAACAGGUCCCUACCUCAAGCGUCGUCAAACCCUGCAAACCGAACUGAACGCUGCUGCUAUGGACCCAAGGAGAACGCAGACCCUGUCCCAAGACCUAUCAAACGUAGAAGAGCACAUCAUUCGUUCAAACUGGUGGAUCGGCAGUUUGCAAGCUGUCUUGACGAAGAUGGAGAAGAACGACCAAAUCGUAGACAUCGCGUCGAUGGCCAUGCAGAGGCUGAAUAUGUUCCCAUCGUCAUGCAGGACAAUGGAAGUACAGUUUGAGAACGAAACUGGAUUUGGACAGGCGGUACUAUUUCUUAGACUUUCGGUGUGGUGUUGGUGUUGGUGUUGAUUUAAAUGUUGAAUCUUGAUGACACCUCUGUGUAAGUUUUGCUUCAAAUAGAACGGCCAUCCAGAGGGUCGAACCUGAAGCACAUGACCAUGACCAAGAACAUAAGGCAGUAGUUAGCGCCAAAAAGUCCCUUGUUUGGCUUCUCUUACAACUUGAGUUUGUACGUGGUGAUGAGUAGUGUCAGGUCUUUGUGGGGCAGAAGUUUCUGGGUUUGGGUACUCCAGUUUUCUAUCAAGCUGACAAUUUUUUAUCAAGCGCACAAACACUAACACAUCGAACUGACAACUUAUUCACAUCAGGUGACGCAAUCUUUCUACGUCGAACUCGCUAACCGCUUGAUCGAGCGCGACAACAACCGAAAGGUCCCCAUGUGGGUCGAGGACGAUGGGACGCUUCGAGAAACCAGCCAUGUUGGACAGAUGUGUCGUGGCGGUCUUCUUGUCCGACCUUUGAACUCGGAACAGGUCUCUGCAAAAGUCCUCAACCAGUUCAGGUUCUUCGGCAGGCUAGUCGCCAAAGCCUUGCGGGAAGGAUUCAUUGUACCAGUGCCAUUAUCGGAGGAGUUCUUCGCACUAGUGAGGGACAUCGACAUUUCAUCCUCGAGCUUGCCAAGACCGGGAACCGGCUAUGACGGAGAAUUCGUAGGCUUGAUGGCGGAAUACGUCAGGGAUAUUGGUAAUAAGACUUAGACUUGAGCAUCAAUCUUAAUAGUGGUCCUACUGGAAUUAAUAAUAUACAACGAAGAACUACAUGGGGCUGACAGGACGACGAUAGCGUCGGCAAUUAAUUAGUCUUAGCACAUAGCAGGAUACUGCUGGAUACUUGUUGAUAAGUGCACUUUUCUCUUUUCUAACUUCCUCUGGUCUUCCUUUUUUCUAGUUAGGUCGGCUCCACCACAAUAUAGAUACAACGAAGAACUACAACUACUAUUACUGCUACUACUAGACCGUGUUUGCGCACGUAUGGCUGUGUAUGAAGAGCUGGAGAACAUAAUUUGGAUCAACUAUUGGAAAACUCAAAAUGACCGAGUUACUGAAUGAAAUAUGAGUCUUGACUACAUUCCUCUUCUGUCAGUAUCUCCCUUAUUUUCACUAGUUUUUACUCGCUUAUUUUAGUUUAAUAUAUCGAAUACGAUUCUAGGGCCAGCAUCUUUUUCAACAAGAUAACCCAAAUUGUUCACACAACAGCGCGCCGCACUCGCAACGCGCGCACUUCUGAGGAAAAAUUGAGGAUAAUGAGGGAAGAAGCUGGAAGGAAGGACUUCAGAGAGCGGUAUUUGAGGAAGGACAUGGACUCCAGCCCAAAGCGCGGUCCGCACGGUCAAGAGCCAUGCUCUUUCUCCGACUACUGCUCAGAUCUAGGCGCCUGUUUCUUGGAAACCGGAUUUAACGGAAACCCGUUGAUCCAAGAUGGCGACAACAUCGAAAUCACGUUUGAAAACGUGGAAAGCUUCGUAAGAGAAGCGACAGACUUCUGGUUUAGCAGAGGCAUUAGCAAACAAGUGACGGCGUUUCGGGAAGGGUUCAACGACGUGAUGCCAAUACAAAGCUUGUGGACAUUGAGUCCGAAGGUACCAUUAGCUUACUACUGCUUUAUUUGUAUCUAGAACUAGAAGUUGUAAAAGAAUGAAGAUAAUUGAGAAAAUUGUGCAACACCUACAGCUCCAGAUUCAUUGGAAGGAUCAUUUAACGAUGUUACUUUCUCAACCACAAAUCCCUGAACUACAGGAACUGAUGCACAUGAUCUGUGGCGAGGAGAAGAUCGAAUGGACCCAGGAGCAGCUUGAGCAGCAUUUGCAUGCAAGUGGAACGUUGAGUUCCGAUCAUGCAGUUUACAAGCAUUUGAUCGAAAUCUUGAUGGAGAUGGAGUUCCGAGACCGACAGAGAUUCCUCGACUUCGUCACCUCGUGCCCCCGACUACCACCAGGUGGCAUGGCCAAGAUGCAUAUCGAAGUAUGUGGCGUCGCCGCAGGUUCCACGGGUGCAAAGUCAAAGUUGCCGUACUCAAGAGCCUGCUCUUCGCAACUGUACCUGCCGGCAGCGCUGUAUUCGGGAAAGGAAGAUUUGAGGACCAACCUAAACGAGGCAAUGUACUCAAGCGUGGGAUCGCAUGAACACAGAUAAUCCUCUCUGUGAUUUUUUUUUCCUGACGACCCGACGCGAACGCAAGUUCAUCAGAUUCAUAAACCUACAAUGAAAUAAAGCAAGAGUAUGAGUAGUAUCCCUACAAGUACAACCCCUUCCACUUCCAAACGGACGAAUUUGAACUUAGUACUAGGACUACCCGCAUCUUCUUUGUUUUCUUCUAAAUCGACGUUUAGAAACAUGAAUACUUUUUACAGAUAAAUUUUCUUUUGCAAACAAGAAUUACCACUAAUUAGAAGACCCCGAAUAAAGACAAAUGCUUGUAGAAGAUCGAAAAAUAAGGCAAUGGUCGAUGUGUAGAGAGCAAAGCCUGCUCGUUAAGCCGAAGAUGCAAUUCAAUGUUGACCAUCAUGUAGUCGUGGAAUUCACUUUCCAACAAAAACCGUUUUACUUAGCACUCGUCAUUAUAUCAAUUUUUUCUUUUUGAGCAGAAAAUCAACAUCAAGGAGCAAGAUGAAGAAAGAGGACCAUAUUAAGAGUGAAGAAAGCAACCUCUUGAAUGCCGUGUGUUGUCGUGUGUUGUCAGUAAUCAAGUCCGUACUCUCGAAUCAUGUGAGUUGUGAAGAACCAACGAGGAGUAAUAAGGAGGCGAUAGGACGAUGAUGACUGUUUAUAGUCUUAGCGCCUUUCAAGUUCAAGUUCAAGAGAAGGUAACCACACGAACAAUCAUCUAAAAGAAAGAGUCCCACUACUUAUAUGUAGUCCCACUACAACUUCAACUUAUAUCGACAUGGAAUGAUACUAGAAAUAGAAUGGCCUCCAGCACUGCUGCAGCAAUCAUCCCAACAACAAAAGCGAAACGUACCUCGUUCCUCUCCUCGCUUGCCUUAGCUCUUCAUCUCUUUUGAUGUCCCCAGUUCAAGUUCUUUAUUUUUGCAUGUUGGGUCGACUGAGAUGAUCAUUGAGUGGCAGGCUUCCCGGCUAUUAAACAGAGAGUUUUAUCAUGCUCACAUUCACAGAGAGGCCUUUCUGAAGAAUCAACAUUCUGAACGAGUUCCUGUCGUUCCC